AUGGCCGUCGGACUCAUGGCGUCGGCGGCCCACCACGCCGCCGUCGACGAGGAGGCUCGAGCCGAGGUCGAUGUGCUUAACUCGCGCCUCGACAAGACGACACAGUUGACCAAAAAGAUCCAAGCCUGUCUGGGCCGUCUCGAUGCGUCCGGGCAAAGCGUCCGCGAGGUGGCCGGCCCCCUCAGCGGCGAGACGAAGCGCCUCCAGCUGCUGGGAAACAACGUCGAUGCCGUGCUCGCUGCCAUCGGCCGGCUUAGACAGCCGGCCGACAGCAAGGAGGACGAGGAGCAGAUUAUCAGGGCCGGGCCCGACAAGGCCGGCCUGUCCAACUACCUUGCCUCCAUCAAGCGCCUCAACAAGUCCCAUGCCGACAUGCAGGCUUCCAACCUGCGCGCCAAUCAGCACACUAUGGCGGAUCUGACUCGCCUCAUCAAGGCGGGCAACUCCCAGCUCGAGGCCUACUUUGACAGACUGCUCCGAGCUGAGACGCCCAGAGCCAUUGAGCCUCUCCACUUCAUCACCAAGGACAAACAGUUCCCCGUCCUACCUCAGGAUAAGAUUGCCCGCCUGGGUCUGAUAUACUCUUAUCUGUCUUCAUGCGGCCAAGCCAUGGGUCACGAUGCCCCCGCUGCGAAAAUCUACGCCGACAUUCGCGCCCCGUAUCUCUCAUCCUCGUUGGCGAAUCUGGCCGCCGCCAGCGUCAAUACUGCCAAGAAGAAGAAUCCAGGCGCCAUGUACCGUGCCGGGACCAACGGCAUAGGCACCUACGCUCAGGCCAUGGAGGCCAUGUUCAUGUCCGAGUACGACAACAUAUGCAGCAUCUUCACGCGCGAUGAUUGGGGCAACGUCUUUCAGUCAACGUGCCAGUCGGCGCUCAACGAGCUCGCCCGUACUGUCAGGGAACUGAAUGCCCACAUAAAAGCCCACCUCACCACAGACUGCUAUCUCGCAUACGAGGUUACCGAGAUCCUCUCAGCAAUGUCCGGGAAUUUGGACGCGAGAACCGGCGAACUCAAAUCGGCACUGGCUGCUGUUCUAAAGCCCAUUCGCGAGACCGCCAAAUCUUCUCUGUCUGAGCUGCUCGAGGAGACCAAGCGCAAGGUCGGCAGCCUUCAGGGGCUGCCUUCGGACGGCGCCCCGACGCCGAUGGUGUCGGAGACUAUGCAGCGCCUGCAGGCCAUGGUAGAGUUUUUGAGACCCAUCUCAGGCAUCAUGAUCUCGCUAGGCGACGGAGGAUGGAAAGCUAACACGGCCCCAAGCGGCCGCUCUGCCGAUGCCAUCCCUAGCCUAGCUUCCUUUGAUAUUGGCGCGGACGGCAAGGACCUGUUCUCGCGCUACUGCCUCGAUACUAUCGACGCCCUGCUCACCGCUCUGGACCAGAAAGCACGUGCUGUCCUCCGGGCCAAGUCCCUCAUCGGUGUCUUCAUUGCCAAUAACGUCGCCAUCAUCCAGCGAGCUAUCCGAGACUCUGACCUCCACGCCCUGCUGGAGUCUCGACUAGACUUGCUCGACCAGUGGCGCAAGAGGGCGACCGCGUCUUACACCGACAUCUGCAAGGACCUUUCGGUCUAUCUUUUCGAUACCAUCCACACCAACCGUACUCAGCGCCCAACCUCCGGACAGGCUGACUCUGCGUCCGUAGUAAAGGGCCUGAGCAGCAAAGACAAGGAUAAGAUCAAGGAGAAGUUUUCUCAGUUCAACAGUGCCUUUGAUGACAUGGUCUCCAAACACCGGUCAUAUCACAUGGAGCGCGAGGUGCGAUCCAUGUUCGGGGAAGACAUUCGCCAAAAGCUGCAACCGCUCUACGACCGUUUCUGGGACCGGUACCACGAAAUCGACAAGGGAAAGGGCAAAUAUGUAAAGUACGACAAAUCGGCCAUCGCCGCCGUGUUCCUCAGCCUCGCGUCUUGA
Purpureocillium lilacinum is the source of this 1911-nucleotide messenger RNA. RefSeq names its product exocyst complex component exo70. Gene Ontology annotation, biological process: exocytosis. NCBI's taxonomy places the organism in Eukaryota, Fungi, Ascomycota, Sordariomycetes, Hypocreales, Ophiocordycipitaceae. The record is from RefSeq and is a predicted model, not a curated record. Gene Ontology annotation, molecular function: phosphatidylinositol-4,5-bisphosphate binding. Gene Ontology annotation, cellular component: exocyst.